Molecule: messenger RNA, 6458 nt
Organism: Pocillopora meandrina
Lineage: Eukaryota; Metazoa; Cnidaria; Anthozoa; Scleractinia; Pocilloporidae
Source: the annotation of a GenBank genome assembly
AUGCAAGUUGAUUUACCUUUGGUAUCAAAAAAGCGCUGUAUUACGUCAUACCCAGGUAAAAUCGAUGACUCUAUGAUAUGCGUUGGCCAAGAUGAAGGUGGAAUAGGAGGUUGUUUUGGCGACAGCGGUGGACCACUUGUGUGUGAGUUCAGUGGUAAAUGGUAUCUGGAGGGAGCUACUAGUUGGGGGAGCAAACGCUGCGCAGACCCACUGAAAUACACUGUAUAUGCCAACAUUCGCCAUUUAAAGUCGUGGAUAACAGGCAAGAUGUCCUCUUUCCCUGUUACGGCGUUUUACCUAUCAUGUAAUUUUGACAAAAGUCUGUGUUCGGGCUGGGAGCAGUCUUACUCAGAUGCUUUCGACUGGACACGACAUCGGGGUUCAACUCCAUCUCUGUCUACAGGACCAUCCUAUGACCACACCAGUGGAUCAGGUAUGUACUUGCUAUCAUAUACGAGUCGAUGGGCUGACUCUCUAAGUUUAUCCUGACCCAGAAACCUUAGCAUUAAGAGACUAUUUAUUCACGUAAUUCACAUUCACAAGAUAUUUGUUAAGAUUAUCCGACUGUAUACCGUUGCUAUGCAGAUAAACCAUUUUGAAAAGUUUCUUAAACUUUUAAGAUAAAUUGGUUUUAUCGACUUAGAUGAUAACGCAAGUUGACCAACAUACAUAGCUGAUGUUUGAAGCCUUAGUCAUACUUACCUACUUACUCGCUCACUCUCGUACACUAAGCCAUCUUUCCGUCACAUUGGCUAUUCGAUAUAAACAAACUCGGGUUAAUUUUGCCGAUGAAUUUUGCAGAAACUUGAAUAGAGACAUCAAUGUAAUUUUUACAUAUAUAUGUAUUUCUUUGUUAUUUAGGAUAUUAUAUGUACAUCGAGGCAUCGUCCCCUCGAGUUAUAGGUGAUAAAGCAAAGCUUGAACUCUCCUUAUGCGGAAAUGGAGAUAGGGCUUGUCUUACAUUCUACUAUCACAUGUACGGAAACACUACGGGGACCCUAAAUGUCUUCAGUGGAAGUAAGGUUGUAUUCAGUGCCUCAGGAAACAAAGGCAACUAUUGGCAGAAAGCCCAACGAACCAUUUAUUUGGACAAAGUUGUAAGUCACUUAAGCAUAUCAUUGUUUUUUUUUCAACACCCUUAUAAUACCAGGUGUAAAUAACUCUUAUCUGAAAUGACUGCUUAUCGCAAUGCAAUGUAGGCAGGGUGGUUUGUGUGAAAAUUUAAGUUCUUUGCUUACAGCGUUAAUAAUUCCAUGAGGUGAAGGAUUAUUGACAAAGUGGGAUAAGAGUUAAGUGUCCAGUUAUACACCUCUAAAUUCGAUUUAUUAUAGAACGUCCUUUAUUCAAAUUUUGUCUUAGGUCACUUUUGAGGGGAUAGUAGGAUCAUCUUUUAAGGGAGACAUUGCCAUUGAUGACGUUUCGAUUAAGAGCGGACGCUGUCUUACAUCACCAGGUGCGUAGCAUGAACAUUUUAAUAGACGCUACGUGUGAUUCUCUCUUUUCCUUUCACAAUCUUGAAAACUGCAGCUGGGCUAAGUCACUCAAAAUCAAUUCUCAACAAACACCCACAAAGUUUUCAUAACGAGCUCACUCUUAAUAGCCUCUCAUCUUUGCCGGCCUUUUUACGCACUUCACUUUUCGAAAUUUCCUCAUUAAUAUUAAUACCACUCUCAAAAAAAUAAGACUUAAUUUAUCUCAGUUCAAAUUCAUAGUUCUCUUCCGAGCUCGGAGAAACCCCCUACGAGAUCAUAGGAGACGGUGAUCAAACUUGUUGAAUAACUAUACGCAAGAAAAUCAGGAUUAGUCUUAUUUUAUCUUAUUGAAUAUUUCAGCAACCACGACGUGUAAUUUUGACAGUAGACUGUGCUAUGGUUGGUUGCAGUCUUACUCCGAUGUCUUUGACUGGACACGAAAUAGGGGAGCAACGACAUCUUCGAACACUGGCCCAAACUACGAUCACACCACAGGCUUUGGUAAGACUCCUUAGAACUAACAUCUACGAUUACAUUUCAAUUUCUUUGGUUAACGAUAUCUUAAAAUGCCAUGGACACAGCGAAAUCAAGCGCCUUUUUUUCUCCUUUGAGAAACGCAUGGAAUUUAAAGUGAGUCUUUUUGGUCUCAUAAUUGGCUGUCAUUCUGUCACUUUCAAAGAAAUGACAAAAUACGUGUGUGACGGGAUGUUGUGUCUGCUCUACAUAAGACCAUUCGAAGAAAAUGGAACGGGUGUUUUAUCGCCCGCGAGAAAGCUUUGAACAACGCGAGUCGUCUGAGACCUGACACUAAUAAUGAGAGCCUGCAAGAAUAAUAUUACUUUUUCAUUCAGCGCGUUCGCUUAGUUGGCAGUUCCUGUCAUUAUGACAAAGACCAGCGACUUUGCCUAGUAAUCCAAGCGUUGAUAUGCAAAAAUCUAUCGACUAAAACAAAUUUGCUUAAAACAGCAUUAUUGACAAAUUUGUUCAAUUUCAUAUCAAACAUACUUAAGUUCACCCAACUUGAAAUUGAAAAAGAACCAUGCUUUUUUUUUUUUUUUUUUUUUCCGAAUACGUGAUAAGUGAUUUAUAAUUCCACUAGGAUUCCAUUAUUUAGUUCAAUAGCAUCUUGUUUUGACAUACACUUCACGGCAUCAUCAAAGAUUCCCACCGAUCUUAUAAAGUGUGCGAAUGACGAAAACAAUAUAAUCAAUAUAAACAAUAUAUCUUUUUGAAAUCUCUGCUGACAGCCAAGUGACCUGUUCCACUAAAAAGGUCCUCUUUUAGAAAAGUUUGGCAAAUCAAAGUUUAAAUCGUUCAUUGCGGAAAUUUUGUUGCUCCACUCUCUGUUUGUAUUUUUGGCCAGCUCUACGGUCCACUACAACAACACAUUUUACGCGUUCUGUUGCACUUGAAUGGAUAAACGGCUUGUCAUAACUUACAUACAUUUCAGUUGAUUAUAUAUGUUGACAAUUUUCAUUUUCUCAGGCUACUAUAUGUACAUCGAAGCGACCAAGAAAAAUGCUGGUGACAACGCCAAGUUAGAGCUUUAUUUAAACGGAAACGGAGAAGUCUCUUGCCUUAGGUUCUAUUAUCACAUGUAUGGAGAUACUAUUGGGGCACUCAAUGUCUACAGUGAAAAUCAUUUAAUAUUCAACUCUAUUGGAAAUCAUGGAAACCUUUGGAUAAAGGCAGAAAGGACAUUUCAUUCAGACACAACAGUAAGUCUUGUUGGAAGAAGUAAUCUCGGAAAACGGAAACAUAUUUUUAUAAUAAGAUCGCGAGUAUUAUAACAAUAUUGACCCCAAUAGUUAUGGACAAGUAUAUGAUUUUCAUCGAAAAAAUCCAAUGAACAGAAAACACGCACCCACCAAAAUUCAUCGACAAUAAUUUUCGAGAAAAAGUUUCCUUUUUUUUUUGACAAUAUUAAUUGUGUUCAAUCAAUAUUUAAAUCCAUCUCCACUAAAAAUUUGGCAACUUUUGGGGUGUUAUCUUUCUCUCCACCCUCUACAUCUAAAUAAAUUCAUUAAGAAAAUCCAUCUUUGCUUCUGCAGUUGACAUUUGAAGGAAUAGUAGGAUAUUCCUUCACUGGUGACAUAGCCAUUGAUGACGUCACCGUAUCCAGUGGGAGCUGCUCAAGGCAAACUCCACCUCCAACAUGGCAUCCAGCUCUGACAACUCUUAAGCCUUCUUUAACACCUAACAGUUCCAACAAUGUGACCACCCAAAAGCCGUCCAUGCCAGGUACUUGCCGAGAUAGAAAACAUAGACCUAGUCUUCAAGACUUAAGUUCAUUAUUUUAUGUGGGAAGAGUCAAAAAUGUGUCAACUGCACUCUUAUCUAUAUGUCAAAUAUUUCCCUUUGUCUUUCUGUCAAAAAUUCAAUUUUUGACACAUUUAAGGUAUUUACCAUUGUGCUUUUGUCAUCAGGAUUUUUUUUUAUUAAACAAAACGCAUUUUAUACACUACUAAGCAAUAGAACAUACAAAUAUCAAAUACGUUGAGAGAGCUAAUGUUGAACCUCAAUAAGAAGUAGAGCAUGCUAUAUUUUAUUUUCAGCACAAUGUUUUGUCUUUUCUCUUUACGAUUCUAGAUGAUUCUCCAACAACCAAGGGGAAUUUUACGUCGACCCACGUGGUGACUUACAAUCCGACUGCUAUUCCUCGCACUCCAUCGUCAAAGGAAAUACAAGAAGCAGUAAUGUUACAAAUGACAAAUUUUGAUAUGAAGAAGGUGAUCUUUAGUUAUUAUGUAUUUAUUUGGCGAAGACGAAGAAAAAAGUCCUACACGUUUAUUAUACCAUAUAUCACUAAACACAGAAACAAUUUUCACUGUACAUGUAGUUUGAGUUGAAUCAACCGACGCGAAUUCCUUUUGUCGCAGCAUUCAUGAAAUUAUUCCCUUUCCUGUUUUUUAUCUGUCCAUCGCAGUGGAAGGAGAUGGAAGCAGACUUUAAACGACAAGUUGCAAGUGCAGCUAAUAAAUAUUGUGCAGAUGGAGGAGCAUCCUGUCAAACAAGGUAAACCAAUCAUCAAUCUUAAAAAAGCAGUUAGCAAACUAAAUGAAGAACAAAGCAAACGUAAUGCAAAGGGACGAACGGUGAGAUGGAUAAUUAUACUCAUCAGAUGGCCUAAGCCGAUGGCUGCUUUAAAGUCCGCUCUAAUUGACUAUGAGCAGAGUGAAUACGGCAUUAAGCCCUAAUAGCACCCACGGCUCCACUAUCGACUACGCAUAUAAGGAAGAACGAGAUAGGAUAACUAAGGACCGAAGUAAUAAUAAUAAUUAUUAUAUACUUGUGGAAGGUCACAUAUACUGCUUGAUCCAUUUCAGCCUUCGUCGGAGACGAUCAUCUGAUAGCAUGAAAUUCUCAGACGAUAUGGUUCAGAUUGUCCCUGGUUACCCAAGGCUGUCACCGGACGAUCCAAGCAUAACGUUGUUGGCUUUCUACCUACAACUUCCUGGAGGUGUCGGAGAUAAUUUGGUCAGCGAAGAUGUCCUGAAAAACCUCGUGAAAAGCGAUAUAAAAUCUAUUGAAGAGUCGAUGGGUGUUAGCAUCACAACUGUUCAGUCAAUGCCAUCCACUAAGAAUGAAGUAGAUCAAGAAGAUGAGACAGAUGACGAAGGAUCAAUCUCAACCUCGGUUAUUGUGGGUGUUACCCUUGGAUCCCUGUCCUUGCUGGGGAUUCUCAUCGCUGUCAACUUCUUUAUCAAAUCUUAUAGGUACAAGAGUCUCUUUUAAAGUUCAAAGAGGAGCAGAUGAAUAAUCAUAUCGCUAUGUCAUAGAGGUUUCUCAAAUAAAGCGAUUUUGCCUCGACUCCAAAGCGACUGUAGGCCCCUCAACGAGCUGAGAAAGGGGUUGUGGGAAAAGGAGAGAUUAGGAGAAAGGAACAGGUCAUCAAUUUUUAUCUGUAUAAAAAUAUGAAGAUUAUGACAAAAAAAAAAUAAGCCAGAAGUUGAAAUAGCAAUUUAGCUGGGCUGAGUUGGCUUUCGGUUCUCUCGAAAUUCUUUCACUCUCACAGACAUUAUAAAUAGGUAUCAUGUGAUAAUUAUCACCUUCAUAGGAGUUUCAUUUGAUUUCCACCAUAGGUUUGGCCCCAAAUGCCGUGCCCUGUCCACCGACAAGGUCAAUCAAGGAAUUGAUUUAGAUCAAGAAGCUGUUAAUAAGAAUGCAGAUAAGCAUGGUGUGACUUCCAGCAAACCAAGUGGUACGACAAUAGCUGGGGUGUCAGUUGAGGAAACAUCACUUGACGAGGAAUACCAUGAGGAGAAGCUGCCCAGGCCCGGUGAAGAGAUGCCGCCAAACGAAAAUAUGAACUGCUGAUCUGUAUGAAAAGGAAGGUGGCCCUUGUUCCUAGGGAAAAAACAGUUAUUUUUUUAAAACUUCUUCUCUUACGACUUUUCGCGUUCAUGAUUGUCCUCUGGUCGGAAAUACACGGAGUCGUUUUAAGAUUCUUUUCUGUUGUAUAAUUCGGUAACCUCUGCUGUAAUUUCAUGCAAAGUAAGUUCCCUUUAAGCCGACUGUCCAUGAUCUUGGCAACUCUAGCCACUAAAACACGAAAUUUGGGUAAAAUGUUUCUUGCGUUUGAUUUAAAGGGAAGCAAUCUAGAACUAGAAUAUUAUAAUUAAAACUUGAUGAUGUAAAGAGACCGAGGAUUCGACCAUGAAGAUAUUCGUAGAUACCUUGAAAUAAUACCUGGAUUUCAUUUUUACAUUGAAGAAAUCAAUUCCAACACAAUGAAGUAUUCGAUUUAGUUUUAAGUUGAGUUGAUGUUGUUCUUGGCUAUAUUAAAGAGGUUCAGAAAAGUUUUAGAUGGUAUUUACUCAAGUUUGCAGAUAAAUGUAUUUACUGGAAGGUGGAGUUAUGGCAACAUGUUAACAUGAAACACAACAAUAAAUUUAUUGUUCUGUAAAAAGGUUUUCAUAUGACCAUACACUGGCAAGUCUUUGUACUAUAUCAACCCAACCUUUUAAAUUUUUGCAACUUGUAAAC